AUCCAAAACUCGAUACGCGAGCGCCGGUAAGCUCCGAUCACAGAGCGAGUUUCCCCGGCCGCCUCACACGCUUCGACUCGGUUCUGGAUCGGCGGUAUCGGAGCUGCUGUGCGCUGGACGCUCGUUUCGUUAAUUUUGAGCUUCUCUCUGAAGUUUCGUCUUCCUUCCUCGUUUCCGUCGAUACGCGCCGGAGAUCAUCCCCGUUACAAGGGCUUUGCUUCUGUUUGUCCUGCCGACGCCUACCUGGUUUUUUUCCCGCCCCCUCCGCAUCUAGCGGUAGCCUCACCUGGAUUCACUGCCGGCGCAGAACUCUCAAAUUUCGCCGUGCUAACAGUUCCUUUCGGGUUCCUUUAACACAAUUGCUUCUUUGACUUAAACAACCAAGCUGCAGCGACUUUUUUCGUGUCCUUGGCUCGUACCCGAGGUUCCUCAUCGUCCCACAACCGCGGUCGGGGCUUGUACCGCAUUCUCGGUCUGGCCCAGGCUUGCUUUUCUCUAUACAGCCUGAAAAAAUUGGAGACACGGAAGAUGAAACUGCGACCAACGCUCUGGUGGCUCGCCACCUCUUUGGCGGGAAGGAGCGAGUAAAGUUCGUUUGUCGAUUUUCUGAUGGAGAAGGCAACCAGGCACAGCGACACCACACACACCCGGUCCACUCUGUGCAAGCUCGACGCACUUCCCGCCAUAUGGUUUCGGCUUGCUUCCGACAUGGUGACCUAUUUCUCUCUUCCGACAGCUUCUUUAGUUUCACUUUCUUGGGGUUUUCCUCUUUUUCUUCGCUGUCUCGGCCGCUCUGCAGGAGGACAGGAAGCCGGACUUCGCCUGGCUUCUCGAACUGCCUCUUGUGACCAGCAGUCCUGAGCCUGCAGCCUUCCCCACCUAGUGACCAGCCUUCCGGCUCUUUCGCUUCUCCCUUUUAACGAUGUGGUGGAGACAAUCUUCCCCGGAAAACACCAUGUCGGCUCCAGAAGCUUCUGCUUCUCACAAGGGACCUGCUGAGGCCGCUGGACUCGCGCCAACGUCUGCCUCUGCUGCUGCUUCGUCUUCUUCUUCUGCAGCAGGUCGGCUUUCCGAGGAACACUGUGCUCACGUUUGGGAUCCCUCAGCCACUCAGCCUUCCGGACCUUCCUCGCGGCCUCGCGGCGCAGCUGCAGGGGAGACGGAACGCGACUCGGUGGAGAUCCAGGGUGAACGCGAAGGUUGCGAAGGCCGCGAAGAGAGCCCAGGAGGCGCGACUACAGCCGCACUGGGCAGGAACUUGCAAGCGGCGAAUGCUCAUCCCGAAAGGCGAGAAGAGAGGAGAGAACUCGGUUGGGGUGAUGAACGACACCGGAGGUCUUCGAGCGAGCGACUGGCGUUGUUCUCGCACUCUGUGGAGGACCGAGCUGGCGGGUCGGCAUGCGCUUGGUCAACGCGAGCUCGCGGAAGUCAGUACUACAACGAGGCGAUGAAUGAGAUCUUCGAGGCGCGCGACGAGGAGCGCGAGAGGCUGCGCCGACUGUCCCGAAGACGAAAGGUCUCAAAGGAAGAGCUCCUCCGCGAAGAAGACGCAGACGCGCUUCACUCGCGGCUGGACGAAGGCGGGAGAAGUCGGAGAAGACGAGCUGACGAAGAGGCAGAGAGCGACGGCGGCUCGAGAGAGGGGGAGAGCUUCCGUGCAGACGCGGCGAAGAGCUCUGAAGGCCGAGCCGGGCGACCCAGAAGGUUCAGCGAAGACCGAGAGAACUCAGACGCGUCGGCCGUCAGUUCACGGUUCGCACCCUCAGACGAGGACGGCCGGAGACGCAGGAAAUCCCACAGAGACGCGAACGAGAAAGCGUCUUUCGUACAGUGGGAGACAGAGGUGGAGGACGCUUGCCCUGCAGACGAGGAUUUGACGGAGGACCGCAAGACGCAUGGAUGGACGCGCAAGGGCCUCCCGUCUCGACGGUCAAAGUCGCACUGGCUCUCGCUUCGCCGAGAAAACGCUUCUCAACAAAUGAAGAAGGAUGGGAGCGAGAGCAGAGAGAGGCAGGCGGAGAGCGAGAGUGGGGGAGGAAGGCGCAGGACGAACAGCGAAGACGACCAGGCCGCUUCGAAUCCUGCAGCCUGCCAACGAAGCUCGAAGGAGGAAGGCAGUGGCGGCUUGGCUGUUGCUUCUGAAACUCGAAAAACGCGAGAAGACGCCUGCGAAGCAUCGCCCAGUCUGCGAGCAGCUCGCGCUCGCGCCGACUUGACCCUCGAGGACGCGUCUGCACGCAUGCAGGACGAACUUUUUCGGGACGCGCCCUCGUCCCCAAGGGCAUCUGUGAGGAGACACAGAGACAGGCAACUCGGGAAGCGAGAGACACGGUUCUCCUGGACGGACCCAGCGCGGUUUCUCUCGUUCCGGCGACCCCGGUUGCAGGCCUCACCAAGAGAGACAGCUGCACCCUCGCCGUCAGCCUCUGAUGGAGAGGCAGCCUCAGUGAGGCGUGGAGGUUUCAGCGGCCAGCGCGAGAAGGCGAAAGGCCUCGAGAGUUUCUUGAGCUUCCAGCGGGACCGAGCUGACAGGCGCGCGCAGGCAGAAGACCCCCGAGGAGGCACCUGGCGAAACCGACGACCGAGCGACGACGGCAAGAGGCGAAGAGACGCUCGGCGAAGAGAAGGCGAGGCGCUCGGCGAAGGCGAGGAAAGGAAGCCAGAACCGAGGCCUUUUCUCGCAGUUCUCACGGCGGCGCAGACUGAUGAGACGCCAGCGGUUGCGGAGGCCUCCUCUUCGCGUUCUUCCGCGGGGAUUCGCGCGUCGCCAACUGACGCCCGACCCUCCUGCAACUCGCCGUCCCUCCCGUCGAUGUCAUCGGCGACCUUCUCCUCGCAAGUCCGCGAGGCCGAUGAGGCCAACGAGGCGUCGGAGCGGAAGCCCCUGACUCGGACCAGCACGGCGAAGGGUCGUUUCUUCGACCUUUCUGUUUGUUCUGCGCCUUCGCCGCCUCCGAGAAAGGCGCCGUCCUCGGACCGCGGCUGCUUGUCGGCGCUUCGGGAGCUGUUGCCGUCUCUCCUCCGGCCACGGUGGCGAAAGGUGGACGGCGAAGACAUCUCCGCGGUUUGCUCGACUCUCUUGCCUGAAGCCGACGUCGAAGCCGUCCCUUCGCGGCCUCCUUCGCUUGAAGUCGACAGAGUGAGGCCCGCGCUUCGCUCUCACGUCCUCAUUCAGAUUCAGCGCGGCUCCCACAAAAUUCUCGAGCUCCAAGUGGCGGAAGUCCUCCGGCAAAUCCACCACCAGUGCGCGGAGAACGAGCGCAUGCAGAGGGAGCUUUUGAGGCGCGAGAAGGCGAGGCGGAGAGACGCCCGCAGACGCAGACGCGCAGAAGAGAGGGCAGCAAGACGCGCCCUCGAACAGGCGCAGCAGACGGCCGACCCCGCCGAGGACGAGGGAGAUGCCCUCGGCGCCCGAAAGGAGAGAGGCGGCUCCCCACACGCGGGGCCGCCUGACGCGAGGAGACGGGGAGCCUCUUGGUCUUCACUUUCCAGCGAAAGCGACACCAGCGAGGACGCGUCGUCAGACGACGCCAGUGGAGACUGGACUCCCUGGUCGCGGUCAGACACCCGGCGGUUGUCCUUUGAGGCCUCGGACUUCUCUUCGGCCUCGCGUCCCUCGCGUCCCCGGAGGCGCAGGCAGGUGUACACAGCAUCAGACGCGGAGCGACACAGACGCGAGGAGGCGCGCGGUGGAAACCGCGGAGGCGAGGCGAGACGCGGAGGAGGAGGCCCUUGGAACUGCCCGUGGGGACAGGAGACACAGAGACACGAGGAGACUCGAAAGCGGCGGUUUCGAGGGUGCUGUGGCGGGACGCAUGUCCAUCCUUCAGACAUAUGUUCGAGGCAUUUCCACUGCUGUUGCGGGUCUUUUUCGAACGCACGCAGAGACAGCUGGGGUGGCGCGCGAGAGGACAAGGGCCGGCGUUCGCGUGGAGCUUCCUGCUGCUCUUCGAGUCACCGGAGCAGUCCGGCUGUGAGCACCAUAGGUCGUUUGACGUAUCGCGAUUGCCGCCAGGCGUUCACGGACGGAUAUCCAAUCCCUUCCAUCGAGGUUCGGAGACACGUCAUCCUCGUAUGUCUCCCGCCAGUGACUUGUUUCGUCCUCUGGAACUGCGUCUACGUUGUCAUGAGCGACGAACUCGAGCCGGACCGCCUCAUCUCGCAGCUCUCGAGGCUCUCGCGCUUCUACGCGACGCUCAUGGAGGCGGAGCACUCGCGCACAAAAGGCCGGCACAGAGGCGCAAAGCGAGCAGAGAGACCCGCGGGGAACUGGCCGACAGAAGGCUCAGGGACCGACAGAGAGGAACGCGAAAGAGAGGAACGCGAAAGAGAGGAACGCGAGAGAGAGGAACGCGAAAGAGAGGAACGCGAAAGAGAAGAACGCGAGAGAGACGACGCAAGCGUCUGUUCGAGGAGUCCGCUGUCGCCGGAUCUGCCCGCGAAGACAAGUGUCAACGGGAGCCGAGCGAGAGCCGUCGGGGACGCGUCGCAGCGUCGCGCCCGCGAAGGCAGAACGGGAGAGAGACAGAGAGGUCAAGACGGAAAAAUCUUUUCAGACGGUUCAGACGACAUGGCUGAGGCCAUUCAUGUGCAGCUGCCUGGAACUCAGACAACGAGCUUCCUAGAAGUCAAGAAGGCGCACCAGAAGGCGCCGUCCCCUCGUUGGCACAGGGCGGAGUCCGGAGCCUGCGCCGUGGAGCCCAUCGCGCCCGAAGCCGGUGGCGAAGGCCCCACCGAAGGCGGCGAGUCCUCGGAGACAGCAGUCUCCGGAUCCGGGGGAGGCUCGCCGAGUGCUUCCUCAAGCCGCCGCGCGAAGGGUGACGCGCGACCAAGGAGAGACGGAGAUCGUUGGAGCGCGAAGCAGUCGGAUCUGCGGAGAAGGAAAUCAGACGGCGAGGAAUCUCACGAAGAGUCGAAUGGACAAGACGGGAGCGCCACACCUCACCCCUUGCCGUUCGAAUUCGCUGCUCUCGAGUGCAUCUUCUUCGCCGCGUUUCAACAGCUCAACUCGGACAUUCUCUACUUGGAGCGCAAGUUCGCAGACACGCGCCAGAAGACCUCGAAGAACACAGAGAUUUCUUCCAUUCUCAUGGAGGGCCUCCAUUCGCUGAAGGAGCCCGUGGCGUUCUACCAGGACCGCGUGCAUGCAUUUGACAAAGCCUUCGACGAGCUGCUGCUGAACAGCGCCGAUCUCCAUCGAAUGGAAUUGACAAAACUGCACAGAAAUCCGGAUUUGUAUGGAGACGAUCCGAAUCGAGAUCAAGUCAAUCCCGAUUUGGAGAUUCUCCUCGAAUACUUUGACCAAGAAAUGGAUCAGUUCAAGGUUCGCGUUCGGCAUCUGAAAGAAGGAAUCGAAAACACAGAGCGGCUCAUUUCCCUGCGCCUUUCCCUGAUGCGCAACCGCCUUAUUCGGUGGGAGCUCGCGGCCGCUGUCGUCGCGGCAGGCCUCGCGAUCGGUACAUGCAUUUCCGGUCUCUUCGGCAUGAACUUGGAGAAUGGAUACGAGGACGGGAAGACCUCCAGCCACGACGUUUUCCUCGCAGUGUCUGGCGUUGUCACUACGGUUGCGCUCCUCUCGAUUCUCGUCGUUGUUUACCUGAUAAAAACAACUGUGCUAUGACACAGACUUUCGAGUGUCAUCACCUUUGAAGCUGUUGAAAAUGACGCAGUUUCAGAAUGGUCGGACCUCGCUUCGUUCCCAGGCAACUCUCUGCCUCUCCACUCGAUCUUGACGUUGCAACGCCUUCCUCUUCUCUCAGAUCCUGUCUCCGCUUCUCUUUUUUAAACUGUCUCCGAAAUAUUCCUCUUUUUUCAGGCUGUCUCGAAGGCUCCUUUCCGUGCUCGAGCGUCUCUCAAACACCUUGUCCAGAACCGCUUUCUAUUACUUUUUGCUUAGACUUCAACACAGGCUUGUUGGGCCGUCCCCAAUUCAUUUUUAGCAUUC
This is a messenger RNA of Toxoplasma gondii ME49, 5944 nucleotides long. RefSeq names its product CorA family Mg2+ transporter protein. The record is from RefSeq and is a predicted model, not a curated record. The transcript has 7 exons. Bases 923 to 5620 code for a protein of 1565 amino acids. Lineage: Eukaryota; Apicomplexa; Conoidasida; Eucoccidiorida; Sarcocystidae. Gene Ontology annotation, molecular function: magnesium ion transmembrane transporter activity. Gene Ontology annotation, biological process: magnesium ion transport.